Sceloporus undulatus (fence lizard) is the source of this 1702-nucleotide messenger RNA. RefSeq names its product fibroblast growth factor binding protein 3 (gene FGFBP3). Lineage: Eukaryota; Metazoa; Chordata; Lepidosauria; Squamata; Phrynosomatidae. The coding region runs from base 215 to 988 and encodes 257 amino acids. The transcript is spliced from 2 exons. Gene Ontology annotation, biological process: cell-cell signaling. Gene Ontology annotation, molecular function: growth factor binding. The record is from RefSeq and is a predicted model, not a curated record.
UGGUCCCUUUCUGAGCUGUUGCUAACACAUGCAUGCUCUGGACGCCCUCCUUAGCAGAAGCUAAUCCUGUAUGCAGAUUUGCAUUUUUCCUGCAAAGCUCCUUGUCUUUCACAGUCAACGGACUUGGUUGGGGAAUGUCUGGGACUCGUCACCUGGCUGUUUAUCACUGAUGCUCUUGAAUGACUAGCGUCACCAGCUCCAUUAACUUCAGGAAAUGAAGCUCCCACAAAUGCUUCCCCUCAUCUUGCUCUUCCUCAGCUGCCUGGAAGGUAGUAGUGGCAAGAAGAGUAAAGAGAGCAGUGAAAAAGUGCAGCCUUCCUUCCCCUGGGCACAGUCUGGACAGUUCUCUACCUCAAACAAACACCUGUGCACUUGGCAAUUGGUCUUCGAGGAAGGAGCCUCUGAGCUCCAGCUCACUUGUCAUUCACCAGGAGAGGAUGGCAGCCGGGACCAGCAGUGUGUCUACCGGGGCCAGCCAGAACGAUGUGCUGCCUACAGCUCCAAAGGCCGCCAGUUCUGGAAGCAGAUCCUGGGCAAGCUCCGCAAGAAGCAACACCCAUGCCAGGAGACAAGUCCACUCAAAUCUCGGCUUUGUAGUGGCAAGAAGGGAGGAUCUGAAGCACAGCUGCACCUGGUUGUUACCACACUUAGCACAGAUGCCCCAGUGACUACAGAGGGCACUACUAAAGGGAAACCCAAGGGGAAAGGCCGAUCCAAGGACCCGCCAGCACUACAGAAAGCAUCCAGGGACCGGGGGCAAGGCAGCCCAGUGAAGUCCGAUGCCCCAGACAAGCGGAACAAAGGGGGAAGGAGGAAAGGAAGUCCCAACUCCUCUGUAGCCCCAACCCAGACACCACCUUGGCAGUUGACAGCUGUUGUGGAAGGAUCCGAACAGCCUACAGAGCUCAAUGCUGAUGUGGUAGAGGCCUACUGUGAAGAGAAGUGGCACUCCCUAUGUAAUUUCUUUGUGAAUUUCUGGAAUGGCUGAACUUGGAGCACCAAAAGAAGAAUGGGGCAUGGGGGGGGGGAGUGGAAGUGUACAGUAGAAAGCCUAGUUAGAAAUAGGGUUGGAAGGCAAGCGGUAUACUUUUGGACAGGGCUUGGAAAUUUUUUUGGGGGGGGACUGCAACUCCCAUAAUCUCCCAGCCAGCAUGGUCAAUGGUCAUGUUGACUAGAUGAUUCUGAGAGUAGUGCUCCCCUAAAAGGAACUUUUCCAUGGUUUGGGUUUGGGAUAAUAAAACAGGAGUAAAGAAGAGGUGAAUGAAAGGAAGAGCCAGUAGAACAUGUGCAGAUGAAAGCCAAAAGAAUAUGAGGCACAGAUUUGGGAUUAUAAGGGGGCAGUGUGCAGCAAUGGGUUUUGGUGGGGACUUAUUAAUUUACUCAUUUCUACUAAUCAUGCAGCAGCUGCUAAUGAAGAAAUGAAGGAUAAGGAGUUGUGGGUAGCAAGAAAGGCAUGCCCUUCUUUCUAUGUUAAGCAUACUCUGGCAACAAGUAGGUUGCUCUGCUGCAUCAGAUAAUUUGUUCCCUAUCACUACAAAGUAGGUAACCCCCUAUUAAUAAAAAAAACAAUAGUGGAAGUAACAUGUUUGAAUUAUUGAUCAAGUUCUUCCUUCUAUACCUAGAAAAUAUCUAACAUGUGUACCAACAUUCAGUGAUGCAUAUGCUGCUAGGUGUUAAUUCUGUUAGAUAAUAAUAAAUGAAA